AUGUCGUUCAAAGGGCCGCGCAAGGGGUUCCUGGAGGUGUUUAAGUUCGCGUGCUACGUGGGGAUCCCCAUCGCCAUGAUGGUCACAUUCGCCAACAACCAGGACAACCUCGAGGCUAUCAUCCGCAAUGGCCCUCGCCCGCCCACUGCAGAGGAGGUGAGGGGGCUGGCGCAGAGGCGACAGCAGGGGGAGGGGAAUCAGGCUGGCGGGCAGUGA
This is a messenger RNA of Closterium sp. Naga37s-1, 216 nucleotides long. The record is from the annotation of a GenBank genome assembly. Lineage: Eukaryota; Viridiplantae; Streptophyta; Zygnematophyceae; Desmidiales; Closteriaceae.